Chrysemys picta bellii (western painted turtle) is the source of this 957-nucleotide messenger RNA. Its product is annotated as metalloproteinase inhibitor 1. Gene Ontology annotation, molecular function: protease binding; metalloendopeptidase inhibitor activity. The record is from RefSeq and is a predicted model, not a curated record. Gene Ontology annotation, biological process: negative regulation of endopeptidase activity; response to cytokine; negative regulation of membrane protein ectodomain proteolysis. NCBI's taxonomy places the organism in Eukaryota, Metazoa, Chordata, Testudines, Emydidae. Gene Ontology annotation, cellular component: extracellular matrix.
CGUCCCGUCCAGCCUGGCAGGUGUGUGUGGGGGGAGGGGAGUGGUGUGGUGCCACUUAUAUACGAGCCAGUGGGGCUGAACCUCACACCGAGCAAGUCCAGAUUCCAGCCCUCGCCUGCCCCAUGGUCUCAGACCCCUCGAUCCCAGCGUCACCAUGAGCCCUGUCGCUUCGAGCUGGCUGCUGGCGGGAGCCAUCCUAGUCCUAGUGCUGGGGGACCCCACGGACGCCUGCACCUGCGCCCCCCUGCACCCCCAGACGGCGUUCUGCCAUGCCGACGUCGUGAUUCGGGGCAAGUUCGUGGGGGUCACUCCGCCGAGCCCCACCAGAAGCACUGAGGAGUUCGAGUCCUGGAUUCGCUAUGAGAUCAACGUCACAAAGACCUACAAGGGGCCCGAGUCACCGGGGGACGUGAUCUUCAUCGACUCCUGGCAGAAGUUCUGUGCGUACCAGCACUCGGCGCCCCUGGACGGGAAGGAGGAGUACCUCAUCAUGGCCGAGCGGCAGGGUGAGCACCUGGUUAUCUCGUUGUGCUCCUUCGUGCACUCCUGGGGGAGCGUCCCCCCCAGCCAGCGCCGUGGGGUCAGCCAGGCCUAUGGAGAGGGCUGUGGCUGUGAGGUGGUGUGGUGUCGCUCCAUGCCCUGCGAGCUGUCGGGCGACGCCCAGUGCCCCUGGACCGUUGGGCUGGAGGACUGGGACUGGAACUGGCAGGGGCCCCAGGCCGAGCGCCAGGCCUGCCUGCCCCGCCCCAGCCAGCCCCUCGAGGACAGCUUCUGCGCCUGGGAGACCCUUGACGACAGCUUCUCCGAGGCCACAGCCAACUCCCCCGGACUGUGACCCCCCGAAAAUACCCUGACCCCCAGAACUGUCACCCCCUCUCCCUUUGUUCCCCCACCCCAGCUCGGGCUUGGUUAAAAUGAUUUUGCUGAGUUUGAUUCUUAAUAAAUAAAUUGCUGGAA